AUGCUUCAUACAAGAGUCGAAGAAGAACUUCACGAAAAUGCUCAUAUCGAUUAUGACCGUGUAGAUAUUCAAUGGAAUCCUUCAGUUGCACAAUUAUAUGAGGAUGCUUUAAAAUAUGAAACUGGUUCUGCAAUUUCUUCAACUGGGGCUUUGGUAACAGCGUCUGGUAUUAAAACUGGUCGUUCUCCAAAAGAUAAACGCAUUGUUGACGAACCUGGUUCAACUAAUGAUAUCUGGUGGGGACCUGUUAACACUAAGUUACCAGAACAUGUUUUCCUUAUCAAUCGUGAACGCGCUGUUGAUUAUUUGAAUACUCGUUCACGUAUUUAUGUUUUUGAUGGUUUUGCCGGAUGGGAUCCGAAAUAUCGCAUCAAGGUUCGUGUCGUUUCAGCUCGCGCCUACCACUCCCUAUUCAUGCGAAAUAUGUUAAUAAGACCUACUCCGCAAGAACUUGAAACUUAUGGGUCUCCUGAUUUCACUAUUUAUAAUGCUGGUGCUUUUCCAGCAAAUCGUUACACAACUGGUAUGACUUCAACUACUUCAGUUUCCAUCAAUUUCCAUAUGAACGAAAUGGUAAUCCUUGGUACUGAAUAUGCUGGUGAAAUGAAAAAAGGAGUCUUCACUGUAAUGCAUUAUUUGAUGCCUGUUAAGCAUAACGUUUUAUCAUUACAUUCAUCUGCAAAUGAAGGUUCAAAUGGAGAUGUUUCAAUUUUCUUUGGUCUUUCCGGUACCGGAAAGACUACGCUCUCCGCUGAUCCAAAACGCUUCUUGAUUGGUGAUGAUGAGCAUUGUUGGUCAGAUCACGGUAUCUUUAAUAUUGAAGGGGGUUGUUACGCCAAAUGUAUUAAUUUAUCUUCCGAAAAAGAGCCAGAAAUUUUCAAUGCUAUCCGUUUUGGUUCGGUCUUGGAAAAUGUUGUAUACGAUUCACAUACCAGAGUCGUGAAUUAUGACGAUUCUUCACUUACGGAAAACACUCGAUGUGCCUACCCAAUCGAGUAUAUUCCGAAUGCAAAAAUACCGUGUAUUUCAUCAGAUCAUCCAAAGAAUAUCAUUUUAUUGACAUGUGACGCCUACGGAGUUCUCCCACCAGUAUCAAAAUUAUCUUCAUCACAAGCUAUGUAUCAUUUUAUUUCCGGUUAUACCGCAAAGAUUGCGGGUACUGAAGAGGGAGUGACAGAACCAGAGGCUACCUUCUCCGCAUGUUUUGGACAACCUUUCCUUGUAUUACAUCCUUAUCGAUAUGCUAAAAUGUUGGCAGACAAAAUGGAGCAUCAUAAAGCUGAUGCUUGGUUAAUUAAUACGGGAUGGAACGGGGGAGCAUAUGGUGUAGGAGAGCGUAUUAAACUUAAAUAUUCUCGAGCUAUCAUUGAUGCUAUUCAUUCCGGUGAAUUAACUAAAGCAGAAUAUGAAAAUUACGAUGUCUUUAAUCUUCAAAUUCCAAAAUCAUGUUCCGGAGUUCCAACAGAUAUUUUGAAUCCUUCAAAAACUUGGAAAGGUCCUCAAGAAACUUUCACUAAAACCCGAGAUUCGUUAGCUGCGAGAUUUGUUGAAAAUUUCAAAUUAUAUCAAGAACAAACCGAUUCAGAAGUUGUUCAUUCUGGUCCAAUUCUUCCAAAAUAG
Messenger RNA from Rhizophagus irregularis DAOM 181602=DAOM 197198, 1620 nucleotides. RefSeq lists its product as uncharacterized. Gene Ontology annotation, molecular function: ATP binding; phosphoenolpyruvate carboxykinase (ATP) activity. The record is from RefSeq and is a predicted model, not a curated record. Gene Ontology annotation, cellular component: cytosol. Gene Ontology annotation, biological process: gluconeogenesis. Lineage: Eukaryota; Fungi; Glomeromycota; Glomeromycetes; Glomerales; Glomeraceae.